UUUACCACUAGUACAUCCUGCUGUACCACCUGUACCCAGUACCCUCCACCUUCCGCCAUGGCCAUCCACCGCCACCUCCUCCUCCGCCGCCUCCUCCUCCUCCUCUUUCUACCCUCACUCUCUCUCUCCACCAGCUCCGAUAACCACCACCACCAUCACCGGACUCUACUCCAAAGCGCCAACGUUUCAUGUCCUCUGAGCUUUGACUUGCUUCGCCGGCUUGUUGGCUCCCUCCGCCCUAGCCUCGAUCCUCAAACCGUCUGCCGGUACACUCAACAAGGUCUCCGGUUAGUAGAAGCUGAUUACCUUCGUCGUACGAGCUCCUUCGUGCCGCCGCUUAACUCCGCCGAGUCGUGUUGGGCUUCAUACCAAACCGUUGUCGCUGACUUCUUCCCUAAUUUUGACCUCCGGCGAAACUGCGGCUUUGAAACGAACUGGAUCGCCGUCCCCGGUUGUAUGAAUAUAACUAACCGGCGACAAUUUGAAGGUAACGUAUCUAGAUCUUCGUUAAACACCGCCGUUUCAGCAUGUAAUCAGUCACUCUCCGGCUCCUCCUGUUCGGCGUGCACCGUCGCACUUUCUAAUCUCCAGGCGUCGUACUUGAACGGAGCCUCCGUCGGAAACCUAACUGACUGCCGUGCUUAUCCGUUUAUCUACGCCGCCGCCUUCGCCAACCGAUUCGGUCCCACAGAUAGAGGUACGGCCGUCUGUUUGUUCUCCCUUGAUCUCGCCUCUGCAGAUUCGAAGAACAAAUUGAAUACAAUCGUAAUUGUGAUCAUCGUUGUGAUCAUUACGGUUUUUCUAUUGGCAAUUUCGAUUGGAUUUUGGUAUUAUCGGAGGAAAAAACUCGAGAAUUUGAAGCUAAAACGAAGAUCCAGAGUAGCUGAAAUCAAUUCCGUCUCUGCUUUAGAUUCGAUCACCGGAAGUACAACCCUAAUUCGAUACACCAUUGAUGAUAUCAAAGAAGCUACUAGAAACUUCUCGAGAGACAACAUAAUUGGGAAAGGAGGGUAUGGAAACGUAUACAAAGGUUUUUUGACAGAUGGAUCUGAAGUCGCACUGAAACGAUUCAAAAACUGUUCCGCCGCCGGCGACGCCAUUUUCACCCAUGAAGUGGAGGUCAUCGCCAGUGUCCGCCACGUAAAUCUGGUGGCGUUGAGAGGCUACUGCACCGCCACCACCCCGUUCGAAGGUUACCAACGGAUCAUCGUUUGCGAUUUGGUCAAAAAUGGCAGCCUUCACGAUCAUCUUUUCGGGAAUUCCUCGAUUCGGAGCCACCUCAAUUGGCCGAUUCGCCGGAAAAUUGCAUUAGGUACGGCACGAGGAUUGGCUUAUUUGCACUAUGGAGCGCAACCCGCAAUCAUACAUCGAGAUAUAAAAGCGAGCAACAUAUUGUUGGAUGAGAACUUCGAGGCUAAAGUGGCCGAUUUCGGGCUGGCAAAGUUCGCACCCGAGGGUGCGACCCAUCUGAGCACUCGGGUGGCCGGAACAAUGGGCUACGUGGCCCCAGAGUACGCGUUAUACGGUCAAUUAACCGAAAGAAGUGACGUUUAUAGCUUUGGAGUCGUGCUUUUGGAGCUUUUAAGUGGGAAAAAGGCUCUUCUUGGAAUCGGGGAUGGCCAACAACCGGUUCUUCUAGCCGAUUGGGCUUGGUCGAUGGUGCGAAAAGGUACACCAUUAGAAGUUAUCGACGAUGAGAUGUCGGAAUGUGGUUCGCCGGAGAUCAUGGAGAAGUAUGUGUUGGCGGCGGUUCUCUCUUCUCACCCGCAGUUGUACGCCCGACCAACAAUGGACCAAGUAUUGAAGAUGUUGGAUACGGAUUUGCCGGUUCCUUCCAUACCCGAAAGACCGAUACCGCUUAUAGCGGGGAUUGAGGAUAUCGAGAAAUCCGUUAGUAGUAAUGGAUCGGGUCAACUUUCUACUCCUAGAGGGUACCAAGCGUAUAUGUUUGAGGACGGGCGGCCCGUCGCCAGGGAGGAGGUGGAAGAAGAAGAACGUCGUCUUUCAAAUUGCCGAUAGCACCGGAGAGAGGUACCACUUCAUGAUUUUGUUAUUAUCACGGGUUCAGAUUCUUUUACGUGGGUGAAAUUUUAUUCUUGUAACUUAAAAGUUUUGAGUUUGAAUCUUACACUUGUAUAUUAUUCGUAAAACAUGCUCCAUGCCGAAUAGGCGUGUUUCACAUCAA
Cynara cardunculus var. scolymus (artichoke) is the source of this 2185-nucleotide messenger RNA. RefSeq names its product probable LRR receptor-like serine/threonine-protein kinase RKF3. The transcript has a single exon. Lineage: Eukaryota; Viridiplantae; Streptophyta; Magnoliopsida; Asterales; Asteraceae. The coding region runs from base 58 to 2019 and encodes 653 amino acids. The record is from RefSeq and is a predicted model, not a curated record. Gene Ontology annotation, biological process: protein phosphorylation. Gene Ontology annotation, molecular function: protein kinase activity; ATP binding.